ACUGCGCAAGUGGCCGAACAGAAGUAGGCGGCUAAAGACAAGAAAAUUUAAAGCGUUCAGACGUUAGAACUACUUUAUACAAGCUAAAUAUAAACUAAAACAAAGAUAAAUUCAAAAACGUGAAAACACUGAGAAGUUAGUAAGCAUAUCAUAUCAAAUAGCUGCAUUUGACAGAAGCGACAACAACAAACAAAGAAAACAGCCUCUAGCAACUCGGUCUCAGUGCAGAUUAGUGGCCUGGCUGUUGAUGUACUGCGCAUUAAGCAUAUUUUUACCUACAUAUUUUAUAAGUAACACGACUGGUCGAAAGCGAGUUCAUGCGCAUUAACAAAGUGUUUGUGCAAAAUUGUUAAUUUCAAACCUUUGGCAUCCGGUAUUAUAGUGUAGUGCUCGAAUGCAACAUAAAAUAGUGCAGUGCUGUCAACGUGAACGUUGACGCCCACAGAAGCCGCUACGCGGUGUAGUGCAACAAUACGCAAGUUGAUAUAAGGGGCGCAUAACUUUGGCACAAAUAUUGGACAUGACAAAAGAUUAGAGGAAUAGACCAGAAGACAGUCCAAGACACAACCCAUUCACCGCCAUAGGUAGGAAAGAUAGCGCACAGCACAGAUAACAACCGGAGAUAUCAGAAGAAGAGGAGGCAGCGACAAUGAACGCCAGCAGCAGUUUCCUUGAAGAACACUUCGCCAUGAUCUAUUCAAAUCUCAUAAAUAAUUACAUGCCCGACUACUUCAAAAGUUUUGAAUACACACCAUGGGUUUUCUCACUUUUGGGCUCCGUCGUGAUCGGAUUGAGCGGCAUAUUCCCAUUGUUUAUCAUACCCACAGAUGAGAAAAUGAAGAAGGACGGAUAUAAAGAUCCUGCUGAAUCCAAAUUUUUGCGGAUAUUGCUCAGUUUUGCCGUUGGCGGAUUGCUGGGCGAUGUUUUUCUGCAUUUACUGCCAGAGGCUUGGGAGGGCGACCAUCAAGAACCCUCCAGUCAUCCUUCAUUACGUUCCGGCCUUUGGGUUCUAUCGGGCAUUCUCAUUUUCACCAUAGUCGAAAAAAUCUUUUCGGGCUAUACAAACGCGGACGAGGAGAAUCCACAGCCCAAAUGUGUAGAGAUCGCCAACUGUUUGUUGCGUCGCCAUGGUGGCAAGCUGCCCGAUGGUCAGACGGCAGAUAGUUGUGGUACCUGCGACAUUGAGGAUGUGGACAAAGUGUGCUUUCUGCGUGAGCGCGAAAUCAAAGCCAAGGAGCAAAAGGAGCAGCCCAAAAAGGUGGCCGGCUAUUUAAAUUUGUUGGCCAAUUCGAUUGACAAUUUUACACAUGGCCUGGCGGUCGCCGGAUCGUUUUUGGUGUCGUUCAGGCAUGGAAUUCUGGCCACUUUUGCGAUAUUGCUGCAUGAAAUCCCUCAUGAAGUCGGCGACUUUGCCAUUUUGCUGCGAUCUGGCUUCAGUCGUUGGGAUGCGGCGCGUGCUCAGCUCUUAACGGCAGGUGCUGGACUUCUGGGUGCUCUGGUAGCCAUUGGUGGCUCAGGCGUGACAUCCGCCAUGGAGGCUCGCACAUCCUGGAUCAUGCCCUUCACCGCCGGUGGUUUCCUGCACAUUGCGCUAGUCACAGUAUUACCUGAUCUCUUGAAAGAGGAGGAUCGCAAGGAGUCCGUUAAGCAAUUAUUGGCACUGGUCUUUGGUAUAGCGCUAAUGGCAAUCAUGACUACGCUCUUUGAACACUAGAUCCUUUUGCGCAGGCAGCGUAUAUUGAGAAAAAAGCAAAGCACUUUGGCGUCCACAAAUUAUCAGUUUCAUGUUUCGUUUUAAUCGAGGCUGAGUAGCUUAUGCUAUCGAAAUUUUCAUGUACAUUAGCAGUAAAAAAGUUUUUUCAUAUUUUCAAAAGUUUAUAAAAUGAAGUAUUCGGGUUUUCGUGCCACUCGCUAUAUUUCAUUGCAUAUUGUUGUACAUUAUGACGUUCUGAUGCGCCCUCUUUGUGUGUUAUGUAAUUAUAGCCAACUAAAACGAAUGAUAUUUGAACUAUUGUUAUUAAUUAUUAUAAUAUACCAUAUAAAGUAAUAUUGUAUAGAAAAAAGUGAAAAUAUAAGCAAACAUACGUACUUCUUUUUUAAGAAAA
Messenger RNA from Scaptodrosophila lebanonensis, 2105 nucleotides. It is a transcript of the gene Zip99C, whose product is annotated as zinc transporter ZIP13 homolog. Gene Ontology annotation, biological process: intracellular zinc ion homeostasis; zinc ion transmembrane transport. The coding region runs from base 650 to 1714 and encodes 354 amino acids. Gene Ontology annotation, molecular function: zinc ion transmembrane transporter activity. Gene Ontology annotation, cellular component: membrane. Lineage: Eukaryota; Metazoa; Arthropoda; Insecta; Diptera; Drosophilidae. The transcript is spliced from 6 exons. The record is from RefSeq and is a predicted model, not a curated record.